UUUAUAAAGACACGUUUAUUGUGUGAUGCUUAAUAGAUGUGUUCUUAUCAUUCAGCAGCUCAUCCUGUAAAAAAUGUAUUGUGGUUGGCAAUGGAGGAAUCCUUCGAAACAAGAACCUGGGUCAAAAAAUUGAUUCUUACGAUGUGGUAAUUAGAAUGAAUAAUGGGCCUGUUAUAGGUUAUGAAAAUGACGUUGGAAGGAGGACUACAUACCGACUUUUCUAUCCAGAGUCAAUUUUUUCAGAUCCACGUCACUAUGAUCCUAAAACUAUUGCAGUUUUUAUUGUCUUCAAACGCCAUGACUUAAAAUGGCUUUCAGACCUAUUAAGUGGCCACAAUAUAAUGGCAACUAAUGUCUUCUGGAAGAAACCAGCAAUGAAAAUGAUUUAUAAGCCUAACCAAAUCAGAAUCCUUGAUCCAUUUAUUAUUAAAAGGACAGCAUAUGAAUUGCUUCAUUUCCCCAGAAAAUUUCCUAGACGAGGAAGACCAAAACAUCCCACAACAGGGUUAAUUGCCAUUGCCUUUGCCUUUGAUAUAUGUACUGAAGUUCAUGUGGCUGGCUUCAAGUACAGCCUGCAGGAUCCGGGCAGUUCUUUGCACUAUUAUGGUAAUGACACCAUGUCUUUGAUGAUUAAGAAUGAAUACCAUGAUAUUGAUGCAGAGCAAAGACUUUUGAAGAACCUUAUAGAUCACCAAAUUGUGAUCAAUCUCACAGAAUAACCAAAUUAAGAAACAAUUAUUUUUUAAUAAAACUGAAUGGGGAAAUUAUUUUUUUAAUAAAGUAUUUAUAGAAAUUUGCCAUUUUUAAAAAAUAUAAAUGUAUCUCACAUAUCUUCUAAGAAUGUCUCUGCCUUACUAUUAGUGUUUUCCCAGAAAGUAACGAUCACAGUCAUUUACACAAACAUGUUAAUUUAAUAAUGGAAAAAUGUUGGCUGUAUUAGAUUAACAAAAAACUAUUAUUUCCUCUUAGUUUUAUGUUUACCAUUUCCCACAUGAUGGCACAUUGUAUCUACAUCUUGCAAUGUAGAUAAGUAGAGGUCAAGAUAAAAUGUUAUUAAGGCAACAAUAUAUAAUGUCCCUUCUGUUGAGUUUCAAUCUUGAGUAAAAAAAAGUGAAGUGCUAAAAAAAUUAAUACACUUGCUCUCCAUAAUGGGGUGUUGGAAACGCAUAUCAUUAAUUUCUAAAUCUUGUUUAAAAUGAGACUGCAAACUAUGACUUUUACAGUAAGAUGAUGUGUGUCUCGAUUAAAGCAACACAGUGAUAACUACUGGACAAUGCUAAA
This is a messenger RNA of Pseudonaja textilis, 1281 nucleotides long. The record is from RefSeq and is a predicted model, not a curated record. Lineage: Eukaryota; Metazoa; Chordata; Lepidosauria; Squamata; Elapidae.